AACGGACCUUAGCUACGACUUGGCAACAGGAGGUAUGGUCCACUCAGCUAUGAGCUAACGUUAUGCAUUGUACAUGAUUCGAAAUCUUCCCAGCCUUUAUACCCAAGAUACUAUAGGGUUUAUAGCAUAUAACCGCGUUUUCUGAUUACAGUUUAAUGCAUUUUUCACAAUUUACCAGCUAUCGUUUUGAAGGCUGAACAGACAAGAGUACUAAAGUGUGAUGUCACGUUUCGAGAGCAACAGAUUUUCGGUUCUACACAAACCAAAUUAACAAGGGGAAAUCCUAUGCCACACAAACCUUUUAUAGAAAAGGAACAAUCUUUUUGCGAAUUGAUUUGUGAGUUUGCUUUACCAAUGAUGUAAGUAAUAUUGAGAAUAGAUUGUCUUCAAAUUAAAAAAAAAAACUAAACUAAACUAACGUUUACAAACUUUUCCUUUUAAUACCCCAGGGGAAUAGAUGAACGCCUCGACAUUUUUCGAUUGGCAGUGAUUUUCACCUCUUGAAAUUGAUUUAUUUUAAUUUUGAAAGAAACAACACAUGGAAGCAAUGGAGAACGCCAUCUCUCGUUCGGUUAUUUAGAACUGAAAAUCCGGUUGCCAGGACAACGUAACGUUUUCACUUUAGUACUCUAUUUGAGUGGAACAACUUAGCAGGUGUCCAUAUAGCCUAUAUAGGGUUAGCCUAAUUGAAGUAGUUUAAAAAGAGAAAACAUUUUGACUAAAAGUAAUGACUAAAAGUUGACUAAAACUACAAAGGAAAACAAUGACUAAAAUGUGACUAAAUAUACUAAGCAUUUUCGUCAAAAGACUAAGACUAAGGCCCAAUCUCAAUACUUCCCCUUACCCCUUAUCUUCCCCCUUACCCUUGAAGUUGCGCGUUCAUGUGAGAGCUAGUGGUGUCUCAAUACCCAAUUUGAUCAAGAUUAAGGGAUAAGAUUGAGUGCUAUGUACCCCUUAUUUUUAAGAUGAUUUGAGAGCUCACUUGCUCCUCCAAGGGAUAUCCCAGAGCGCAUAGCGAAACCGGCACAUAGCGAAAACACUUCAACGAUGGCGGCAGCAUCUAAGAAGUCCCACAAAUGGACGCCAGAGCAAACCCGACAUCUGAUAAGAUUUCAAACAGAAAAUGAUCACAAAUUUGUGAGAUCGAAAUUCUUGGCUAAGCAGCUAUGGGAGACACUGGUGAAAGAGAUGGGGCUGGUGGGGAUGAUUUCAGGACAGCAGGCUGCCAAGAAGUGGGAGAACCUUAAGCAGAGAUAUAGGGAGCUACGAACACCCAAAACCGGGUCGGGGACUGACAGGGGGGAGGUGACUGCUGCCAACUGGCAGUUCUUUGAGGAUAUGCACGAGGUGAUGGGUGACAGGCCUGCAAUGGACCCUCCUGUGGUGGUGGCCUCCUUUUCAGAGGAUCCCACGCAACUCCUCAUGGAAAUGGUUGAGCCUCCAUUGGCACCCAGCCUCUCUGCAGCCAGCACCUCUGCACCCAGCACCUCUGCACCCAGCCUCUCUGCAGCCAGCACCUCUGCAGCCAGCCCCUCUGCAGCCAGCCCCCCUGCAGCGACAGGCUCCCCAUCUCCCUCACCCAGAAAAAAUAAAAUAAAAAAUCCAGUACUGGAAUUCCUAGUAGAGGAAUCAGCAAAAGAGGAGAGGCGAAACGAAGAGGAGAAAAGACGGCACACAGAAAGUCAGGAGAAAACAGACCGUCUCUUGAGUCUUUUUGAAAAAAUGGUUGACAAAAUGUAGGGGUUAUUUUGGUUUUGUUUGUUCAUUUGUUCAUUUUUUGCAGUUCAGUCGUUAUUGUUGUACAUAUAUAUUUUUUGUGUUAUGUUUAUGUUAAUUUUAUUUAAAAAUAAUUUUGUUUACAAAGUGUUUCUGAACAUUAAUGCCAUUCAAAACAGAUGACUGGUGACAAACAGAUACACAAAACACUAUGCACUGUGUAUGAAAUGAUUUAUUGCAAUCAGACUUAUACAGAUAACA
Molecule: messenger RNA, 1977 nt
Organism: Gadus chalcogrammus (walleye pollock)
Lineage: Eukaryota; Metazoa; Chordata; Actinopteri; Gadiformes; Gadidae
Exons: 5
Coding region: 1048-1740 (230 amino acids)
Source: RefSeq, a predicted model, not a curated record